AUGUCUUUAGGCCGUGUUUCAUAUCUAGAGUCUUGGGAGCAUCAGCCGCCGCCAUUUAUUCGACGACCUAGUUUCGGCGACGGCGCAGCAUCUGGAGAUGAAGAGUCCAUCAAUCGGCAUUCUCGUACACAGAGUCCUGACCCACACUUUUUUCCUUCUUCGUUACCGUCGAGUUUUCCCAGCAGGGCUGUGCGUCACAGAUUGAGCUUCAAUCCCGUUGCUGGGAGGGGCUGGGCUCAUAGUUCUGCAACCGAGCCGGAUGAGGAGCAGAGGCCGUUGUUCAAGUCUGAUAUUAGCCCAGACUUGACUAUUAGAGACGCCGGACCGGCGAGACUUGCAGAAGAAGGAAUUGCAGCUGAGGAUGUCUUUCAGGAUCCAAAGUGGGAUAUUGCGGAGACAAUACCGGCGUUUGAAGUGAACAGCGGGAAAAGAAUACUCCAGGUGAUUGUAGCAGUCACUUAUUGCUUACUUGCCGCUGGUCCAGUCUUUGGUUUCGCAGCUAUCAAACCGGUAUUUAUACGAGAGGGUGUGUAUCGAAAUCGCUGUACCAGUGAGGAACUGGAACAUGGGUUUGGGUUGUGUUAUGGGCAAGAGACUCGGUUGAAUUUGAUGUUCACCAUCGCGGCAGUUGCUACAAACAUUUGCGCCUUGCCCGUUGGCACGUUGCUCGACACUUAUGGCCCUAGAAUUAGCGGUAUCGUAGGCAGCGUCCUCAUAGCGAUCGGUGCUAUUCUUUUAGCAAUUGCCUCCAAGAUUCCAUUCGAUGCCUAUAUCACCGGGUAUCUUUUUCUCGCGUUGGGCGGUCCUUUCGUGUUCAUCUCAUCGUUCCAGCUAUCGAAUGCCUUUCCUUCUCGUGCCGGACUUAUUCUAUCGCUUCUGACUGGCGCAUUCGAUGCGUCCAGCGCUCUGUUUCUUAUCUUUCGGAUCAUCAACGAGAAAACAGAGGGCGUUUUUACCGUUCAGAGGUUCUUUACCAUCUAUCUGAUCGUACCGGUUUUCAUUCUACUUGCUGAGUUGUUUGUCAUGCCAGGCACUUCUUACAAAACUGCGGGAGAACUUGUUCUCCAAGCAGAACAGGUUAUGGUUGCGGAAGCCAACGAUACCGUCGACGAAUCGCUACCGGAACCUGACGAGGCCGAAAGGCAACGUGAAAGUCGCCGCGCUGAACGACAUGACAUCGUGAAUAACAUACAAGGCCUUCUUGAGGGUUCUAACAACCGAAAGAUUGAUGACGUUAUUUUCCACCAAAGCGCUCCGGAGGCUGCUAACUAUCAAUCCAAUCAAUCUAUUCAAACACCCAACACACAAUCUCCAGAAUCCAGCCACAACAAACACAGGUCAGGGGGUGUCUGGGGCGCUAUGCAUGGAGCGUCCGCUUUGCAGCAAAUCCGCAGUCCCUGGUUUAUCCUGAUUACGGUUUUCACGGUGUUGCAAAUGCUUCGGAUCAAUUAUUUUGUCGCUACGGUCCGUUCCCAGUACGAUUAUCUUCUUGGUUCGCCAGAGCUAGCGCGGCAGCUAAACGAGUUCUUUGAUCUGGCUCUCCCAGUAGGAGGGCUCAUCGCCAUCCCGUUCAUUGGCACGGUUCUUGACAAUGCAAGCACUGCGAUGGUUCUCUUCGCGUUAGUUACCACAUCCACGAUUAUUGGAAUUCUUGGUUGUAUUCCCGGAAGUAUUGGGUUCGGAUAUGCCAAUGUCAUCCUGUUCGUAGCAUAUCGACCAUUCUAUUACACCGCAGUCUCGGACUAUGUAGCGAAAGUGUUUGGAUUCCAGACAUUUGGCAAAGUAUACGGACUCGUGAUUGCUCUAGCCGGUAUCUGUAACUUUCUGCAGACGGGUCUCGAUGCAUUGACGUUCAAGGUCUUCGAUCGCAAUCCGACGCCAGCCAAUAUGGUGUUAACCGUUUUGGUUGCUGUUGUCGGCUUCUUCCUCGUCACUUAUGUUUCUUCCAAGGCUCGCGCUUUGUCCCAUUCGCAGAAUGAUAUGGCCGGUGAAGAGCAGGCGUUGGUAUCAGAGGCGCAGAAUGGAGGUUCGUAUGGGACGGUUUGA
Talaromyces marneffei is the source of this 2046-nucleotide messenger RNA. RefSeq lists its product as uncharacterized. The record is from RefSeq and is a predicted model, not a curated record. Gene Ontology annotation, cellular component: fungal-type vacuole membrane. Lineage: Eukaryota; Fungi; Ascomycota; Eurotiomycetes; Eurotiales; Trichocomaceae. The transcript has 3 exons. Bases 1 to 2046 code for a protein of 681 amino acids.